Molecule: messenger RNA, 2115 nt
Organism: Choloepus didactylus (southern two-toed sloth)
Lineage: Eukaryota; Metazoa; Chordata; Mammalia; Pilosa; Megalonychidae
Gene: GPAA1
Product: glycosylphosphatidylinositol anchor attachment 1
Exons: 12
Coding region: 117-2027 (636 amino acids)
Biological process (GO): attachment of GPI anchor to protein
Cellular component (GO): membrane; GPI-anchor transamidase complex
Source: RefSeq, a predicted model, not a curated record
GGGCCUCUGGGGCCCGAAAGUGCUGGCGGCCGCCGAGCGCAGAGUGGGCAGGGAGCGCGCGCUCGGCGGCCGGAGCUGGCGGCCCGAGCCGAGUCCCGGAGGCAGCCCGCUCCGCCAUGGGCCUCCUGUCCGACCCGGUGCGCCGGCGCGCGCUCGCCCGCCUCGUGCUGCGCCUCAACGCGCCCCUUUGCGUGCUGAGUUACGUGGCGGGCAUCGCCUGGUUCCUGGCGCUGGCUUUCCCGCCGCUCGCGCAGCGCACUUACAUGUCGGAGAACGCCAUGGGGUCCACCAUGGUGGAGGAGCAGUUUGCGGGUGGAGACCGUGCCCGGGGCUUCGCCCGGGACUUCGCUGCCCAGCGCAGGAAGUUGGGGGCUCUGCCUGUGGCUUGGCUGGAGCGGACCAUGCGGUCUGUGGGGCUGGAGGUCUACAUGCAAGCUUUCUCUCGGACACUGCCCUUCCCGGACGAAGCCCACGAGCGCUAUGUAUUGGGAGGCUGUGCUUGGGGCCAAAGAGCACCGUGGUUGCGGAUGGUGUCGGGCACCAACGUGUACGGCAUCCUGCGGGCCCCACGCGCUGCCAGCACGGAGGCCCUGAUGCUCACCGUGCCCUGUGGCUCCGACUCAGACAACAGCCAGGCAGUGGGGCUGCUGCUGGCCCUUGCUGCCCACUUCCGGGGACAGAUUUACUGGGCCAAGGACAUCAUCUUCCUGGUGACAGAGCACGAUCUGCUGGGCACCGAGGCUUGGCUUGAGGCCUACCACGAUGUCAACAUCACUGGUAUGCAGUCUUCCCCGCUGCAGGGCCGGGCUGGGGCCAUCCAGGCAGCCGUGGCCCUGGAGCUGAGCAGUGACAUCGUCACCAGUUUGGAUGUGGCUGUGGAGGGCCUCAACGGGCAGCUGCCCAACCUUGACCUGCUCAACCUCUUCCAGACCUUUUGCCAGAAAGGGGGGCUACUGUGCACACUGCAAGGCAAGCUGCAGCCCCAGGACUGGACUUCGCUGGACGAGCCGCUGCAAGGCCUGCAGACACUGCUGCUCAUGGUUUUGCGGCAGGCCUCCGGCUGUCCCCACGGCCCCCACGGCCUCUUCUUGCGCUACCGUGUGGAGGCCUUGACCCUACGUGGCAUUAACAGCUUCCGCCACUACAAAUACGACCUGGUGGCAGUGGGCAAGGCUCUCGAGGGCAUGUUCCGCAAGCUCAACCACCUCCUGGAGCGGCUGCACCAGUCCUUCUUCUUCUACUUGCUACCUGCUCUCUCCCGCUUCGUCUCCAUCGGCCUCUACAUGCCCGCCAUUGGCUUCUUGCUCCUGGUCCUCGGUCUCAAGGCUCUGGAACUGUGGAUGCAACUCCAUGAAGCCGGAGUGGGCCCCAAGGAGGCCAGGGGGGCCCCCGGCCAGAGCCCCCCCCUCCCCCCAGCACAGGGUGUGGGACUGGCCUCGCUCGUGGCACCCCUGCUGAUCUCACAGGCCAUGGGCCUGGCCCUCUACAUCCUGCCGGUGCUGGGCCAGCACGUGGCUGCCCAGCACUUCCCUGUGGCUGAGGCCGAGGCUGUGGUGCUCACCUUGUUGGCAGUAUACGCGGCCGGGCUGGCACUUCCACACAACACCCACCGGGUGACGAGUGCGCAGGCUGCAGACGGGGGCUGGAUGGCGCUGAAGCUGGUGGCCCUGAGCUGCCUGGCGCUGCUGCUGGGCUGCGUCGCCAUCACCAACUUCUCCCUGGGCUUCCUGCUGGCCGCCACCAUGGUGCCCACCGCGGCGCUCACCAAGCCCCAUGGGCCCCGGUUCCUCUGUGCCGUGCUGCUGGUGCUGACGAGCCCGGCAGCUGUUCUCCUGGGCAGCCUCUUCUUGUGGCGGGAGCUGCAGGAGCUGCCGCUGUCACUGGCCGAGGGCUGGCAGCUGUUCCUGGCGGCGCUGGCACAGGGCGUGCUGGAGCACCACAUGUACGGCGCCCUGCUCUUCCCGCUGCUGUCCCUCGGCCUCUAUCCCUGCUGGCUGCUCUUCUGGAACGUGCUCUUCUGGAAGUGACAUCCGCCUGCCCCAGCCGUGCAGCCAGGGUUCCCGGCCCCCAUUUCUCCUCUUCCUGGGAAAUAAAGGGAAGUUCCUGGUCUUUCUA